Rangifer tarandus platyrhynchus (Svalbard reindeer) is the source of this 1743-nucleotide messenger RNA. The record is from the annotation of a GenBank genome assembly. NCBI's taxonomy places the organism in Eukaryota, Metazoa, Chordata, Mammalia, Artiodactyla, Cervidae.
AUGGAGUCCCAGUGCGACUACUCGAUGUACUUCCCGGCCGUGCCGCUGCCGCCGCGCGCGGAGCUGGCGGGGGACCCGGGCCGGUACCGGGCGCUGCCCCGGCGCAACCACCUCUACCUAGGGGAGACGGUUCGCUUCCUGCUGGUGCUGCGCUGCCGGGGCGGCGCGGGGUCCGGCGCCGGGGGCGGCCCAGGCUUGGGCUCCCGUGGGGCCUGGGCGGAACUGGCGACCGCCCUGGCCGCCCUGGCCUCGGUCAGCGCUGGAGGCGGGGCGCCCGGGGGCGGUGGCUCGGGCGACCAGGACCCCGAACCCCCGGGGGGCGGGGACCCUGGCGGUGGGGGGUUGUUUCGAGGCUGCAGCCCCCUCCUCACCCACGGCCCGGGCCCUGCUACCUCAGGGGGAGCGACCACGCUGCCUGUGGAGGAACCAAUUGUGUCCACAGAUGAGGUCAUCUUCCCACUCACCGUUUCACUGGAUAGACUGCCCCCAGGGACACCUAAGGCCAAGAUUGUAGUGACCGUGUGGAAGCGGGAGGUUGAGGCACCGGAGGUCAGAGAUCAAGGCUACCUGCGCUUGCUGCAGACCCGGUCUCCUGGGGAGACCUUCAGAGGCGAGCAGAGCGCUUUCAAGGCCCAAGUGAGCACCCUGCUGACUCUGCUGCCCCCUCCGGUUCUGAAGUGCCGCCAGUUCACUGUGGCUGGAAAACACUUGACCGUGCUCAAGGUGCUGAACAGCUCUUCCCAGGAGGAAAUUUCUGUCUGGGAUAUCCGCAUUCUCCCAAACUUCAAUGCCAGUUAUCUACCUGUCAUGCCCGACGGCUCUGUGCUGCUGGUGGACAAUGUCUGUCACCAAUCUGGGGAAGUCUCCAUGGGCUCCUUCUGUCGGCUCCCUGGUACCUCUGGCUGCUUCCCCUGCCCACUUAGUGCCCUGGAGGAACAUAACUUCCUGUUUCAGCUCAGAGGGGGUGAGCAGCCCCCUCCAGGGGCCAAGGAGGGCCUAGAGGUUCCCCUGAUCGCUGUGGUUCAGUGGUCCACGCCGAAGUUGCCCUUCACCCAGAGCAUCUAUACCCACUACCGCUUGCCCAGCAUCCGCCUCGACCGCCCGUGCUUUGUGAUGACUGCUUCUUGUGAGUCCCCUGUUCGGACCUAUGAGCGUUUCACUGUUACCUAUACGCUGCUCAACAAUCUCCAAGACUUCCUUGCUGUAAGGCUCGUGUGGACCCCAGAGCACGCCCAGGCUGGAAAGCAGCUGUGUGAGGAGGAGCGCCGGGCCAUGCAGGCAGCCCUGGACUCCAUCGUCUGCCACACACCCCUCAACAACCUCGGCUUCUCCCGGAAGGGCAGCGCGCUCACCUUCAGUGUGGCCUUCCAGGCUCUGCGGACCGGGCUCUUCGAGCUGAGCCAGCACAUGAAACUGAAGCUGCAGUUCACUGCCAGCGUGUCCCACCCGCCGCCCGAGGCUCGGCCUCUCUCUCGCAAGAGCAGCCCCAGCAGCCCUGCCGUCCGGGACUUGGUGGAGAGGCACCAGGCCAGCCUGGGCCGCUCUCAGUCCUUCUCCCACCAACAGCCCUCCCGUAGCCACCUCAUGAGGUCGGGCAGUGUGAUGGAGCGCCGGGCCAUCACGCCCCCCGUGGCCUCCCCUGUCGGCCGCCCCCUCUACCUGCCCCCGGACAAGGCUGUGCUCUCUCUGGACAAGAUCGCCAAACGCGAGUGCAAGGUCCUGGUGGUGGAGCCGGUCAAGUAG